AUGUAUCCCAAAAGUUCUGGCUCUACUUCCCCCAUAAGCUUCAACAUGGAAACGUCUCUUACCACUUCUUCUGGUCAGAGGGCAGAAAUGAGCACCCUAGAAGCCAAUCAGUACUUGCAUUCCCAGCUGGAAAAAACCAAACAGAACUUCCGAGACCUUACAGAGAAGUACUUCACAUCCACAGCUACUGCCUUCUGUCUGGCCAACUGCCUGCAGAAAUACAAGUGUGAAGAAUACAAAGACCUCAUCGCAUCGGUGCUGGAAGAGGAGCUGCCCUUUGAGCAAGGGGAGCUGGUAGAGGAGAGGAGACCAACUGCAUGGCUCGGGAAAUAUGAUUUGCUAAUUCAGGCUCAAGCCCAAGAACUGACCCACUUACAGCAGAUAAUCCAGGAAGGGAGAAGUGCCUGCUACCUUUUCACCCAGCAUGUGAAGAACACAGUCGAGUCUUUUGAGAGUCUCCUCAGGAACACCGACAUUGCCCACUACCAGGGGCAGAGACUCUGUGAGCAACUGGUCCAAGGAGGCCAGCUGGCGGAGAGCCUGGCCAGCAAACUCACGACCGAAAAUCAUAAUGGUAAGAAGAAUGAAGACACACAAGAGCUACUGGCUCUCAGGCUCAGCAGGGAUCUCCAGGAAGAGGCACUAAUGGACUCACUAGAUGAACAGUAUUUGACAUGUUCCAGCCACAGUGAUUCCCAGCAGCCUCCCAGCAGCAAUGUUUUCCUGUUUGAUGCACAGGAGGCCACCUCUGCUCUGGAUGUAGCCAAAGAUGAAAUCCAGAACCUGCAGCAGCACCUGAAAGAAACUCUUUUCAUCAAUGACUGCCUGCGAGAAAAGUUGGAAUAUCAUUUCAGCAUCUUUGACCAAAGAAAUGGAUACAACUCUGACCUCUACAGGCAGAUCCUAGAUUCCAUUGCCCAGCUGUGUGAUGAAAACAGAGUCGUCUGGGAAGAAUACCAGAGACUUCCUGCUUGUCUGAGUUGUACUUCUAGAGGUAACAACUAA
Molecule: messenger RNA, 1005 nt
Organism: Otolemur garnettii (small-eared galago)
Lineage: Eukaryota; Metazoa; Chordata; Mammalia; Primates; Galagidae
Product: neuroblastoma breakpoint family member 6-like protein
Exons: 10
Coding region: 1-1005 (334 amino acids)
Source: RefSeq, a predicted model, not a curated record